Molecule: messenger RNA, 393 nt
Organism: Salvelinus fontinalis (brook trout)
Lineage: Eukaryota; Metazoa; Chordata; Actinopteri; Salmoniformes; Salmonidae
Exons: 2
Coding region: 1-393 (130 amino acids)
Source: RefSeq, a predicted model, not a curated record
AUGUCAGGCCGGUGUCAGCACCCAGGCCUGCUCCCCACCAGGCCUGCUCCCCACCAGGCCUGCUCCCCACCAGGCCUGCUCCCCACCAGGCCUGCUCCCAACCAGGCCUGCUCCCCAACAGGAGGUCUGAGGAAGAGGUCUGAGGAAGUGAUUAACCCCACCAGGCCUGCUCUCCACCAGGCCUGCUCCCCACCAGGCCUGCUCCCCACCAGGCCUGCUCCCCACCAGGCCUGCUCCCCACCAGGCCUGCUCCCCACAAGGAGGUCUGAGGAAGUGAUUAACCCCACCAGGCCUGCUCCCGACCAGGCCUGCUCCCCACCAGGCCUGCUCCCCACCAGGAGGUCUGAGGAAGUGAUUAACCCCACCAGGCCUGCUCCCCACCAGGAGGUCUGA